AUGGCGCUUUCUACCACCAUCAAAACUCCUAACGUGACUUACGAGCAGCCUCUCGGCUUGUUCAUUAACAACGAGUUCAUCGCCGGUGUCGACGGCAAGACCUUCGAGACCACGAACCCCACCGACGAGAAGGUUAUUACCUCGGUCCACGAGGCCACCGAGAAGGAUGUCGACAUUGCCGUCAAGGCUGCUCGCACUGCCUUCGAAGGUGCCUGGCACACUGUGACCCCUUCGGACCGUGGCCGUAUGCUCACCAAGCUGGCUGACCUGUUCGAGCGUGAUAUGGAGACCCUGGCCAGUAUCGAGGCCCUCGAUAACGGCAAGGCUGUGACCAUGGCCAAGGUGGACAUUGCCAACGCUGCCGGCUGCCUGCGCUACUAUGGUGGCUGGGCGGACAAGAUCACCGGUCAGACUAUCGAUACCAACACCGAGACCCUCUCCUAUACCCGCCAUGAGCCCGUCGGUGUCUGCGGUCAGAUCAUUCCUUGGAACUUCCCCAUCCUGAUGUGGGCUUGGAAGAUCGGCCCUGCCAUUGCCGCUGGUAACACCGUCAUUAUUAAGACCGCCGAGCAGACUCCUCUAUCUGGCUGGUUUCCCCCCGGUGUCAUCAACGUCAUCUCCGGCUUCGGCCGCACUGCUGGUGCCGCGAUCUCCAGCCACAUGGACAUUGACAAGGUUGCCUUCACUGGUUCCACCCUGGUUGGCCGCAUGAUUCUGCAGGCGGCCGCUAAGAGUAACUUGAAGAAGGUUACCCUCGAGCUGGGUGGCAAGUCCCCCAACAUCGUCUUCGACGAUGCCGAUAUUGACAAUGCCAUCUCCUGGUCCAACUUUGGUAUCUUCUUCAACCACGGCCAGUGCUGCUGUGCCGGUUCCCGCCUGCUGGUCCAGGAGGGUAUCUACGACAAGUUCAUUGCCCGCUUCAAGGAGCGCGCGGCCCAGAACCAGCUCGGCAACCCCUUCGAGUCUGACACCUUCCAGGGUCCUCAGGUCUCUCAGCUCCAGUUCGACCGUAUCAUGGAGUACAUCAACCACGGCAAGAAGGAGGGUGCCACCGUCGCUGUCGGCGGUGAGCGUCACGGUACCGAGGGCUACUUCAUUCAGCCCACUGUCUUCACUGACGUCACCCCUGACAUGAAGAUCGCCCAGGAGGAGAUCUUCGGCCCCGUCAUUGCUGUCCAGAAGUUCAAGGAUGAGGCCGAGGCUAUCAAGAUCGGUAACAACACCAGCUACGGUCUUGCCGCCGCCGUCCACACCAAGAACGUCAACACCGCCAUCCGUGUCUCCAACGCCCUCAAGGCCGGUACCGUCUGGAUCAACAGCUACAACAUGAUCUCUUACCAGGCUCCCUUCGGCGGCUUCAAGGAGUCCGGCCUCGGCCGUGAGCUCGGCUCCUACGCCCUGGACAACUACACCCAGGUCAAGACCGUCCACUACCGCCUGGGCGAUGCCCUGUUCGGGUAG
This is a messenger RNA of Penicillium atrosanguineum, 1461 nucleotides long. RefSeq lists its product as uncharacterized. The transcript is spliced from 3 exons. Gene Ontology annotation, molecular function: aldehyde dehydrogenase (NAD+) activity. The record is from RefSeq and is a predicted model, not a curated record. The coding region runs from base 1 to 1461 and encodes 486 amino acids. Lineage: Eukaryota; Fungi; Ascomycota; Eurotiomycetes; Eurotiales; Aspergillaceae.